Molecule: messenger RNA, 4192 nt
Organism: Cheilinus undulatus (humphead wrasse)
Lineage: Eukaryota; Metazoa; Chordata; Actinopteri; Labriformes; Labridae
Product: segment polarity protein dishevelled homolog DVL-1-like
Exons: 14
Coding region: 253-2559 (768 amino acids)
Biological process (GO): intracellular signal transduction; canonical Wnt signaling pathway
Cellular component (GO): cytosol
Molecular function (GO): frizzled binding
Source: RefSeq, a predicted model, not a curated record
AGAGCCACCGUACCGACUCACACCGGAGGAGGAAUACAGACUCUCACAACGCGAUUAUGUGGGGAUUUUCGCGCUGUUUGUCCUACUCACGGAGCCGUGUUUCCCACCGUGGAGUGCGCUUCAGCAUGUUUGUGUGUUAAUGAACGCUGUUAUGUUAUUCCACGGGUAGCUGGUGACAUAGCAGGCCUGUUUAUUGCGCUGCCAACCCUUGUUCCUUUCCCGUGUCAAUGAUUGUCCUCUCCUCACUCUCUCAUGGCGGAGACUAAAAUCAUAUAUCACAUAGACGAGGAGGAGACCCCGUAUCUGGUCAAACUGUCUGUUUCUCCGGAGAAAGUCACCUUAGCGGAUUUUAAAAAUGUCCUCAACAAUCGGCCGGUCAACAGCUACAAAUUCUUCUUCAAAUCCAUGGACCAGGAUUUUGGGGUCGUCAAGGAAGAGAUUUCCGAUGACAACGCCAAGCUGCCGUGCUUCAACGGGAGAGUAGUGUCCUGGUUGGUCCUGGCAGAGAGCGCCCACUCCGAUGGAGGAUCUCAGUGCACAGAGAGCCAUCCGGAGCUACCCCCACCCCUCGAGAGAACUGGGGGCAUUGGAGACUCCCGCCCCCCUUCUUUCCAUGCCAAUGCAGUGAGCAGCAGAGACGGCCUGGACACUGAGACGGGGACUGAGUCUCUCCUGAGCCACCGCCGAGAGCGAGAGAGGGAGCGUGCACGCAGGAGAGCCCGAGAAACUGAACUCCCUCGAAUCAACGGUCACUCCAAAUCAGAGCGCACCGCCAGGGACUCGGCCAUGGGCUACGACAGCGCCUCUGUAAUGAGCAGCGAGCUGGAGUCCAGCUCAUUUGUUGACAGCGAGGAGGACGAGGAUGCAAGCAGGCUCAGUAGCUCCACAGAACAGAGUUCUUCCUCACAGCUGAUGCGCAGACACAAACGCCGCAGACGGAGGCACAAAGUGGCCAAAAUAGACCGGUCUUCAUCCUUCAGCAGUAUCACCGACUCCACCAUGAGCCUCAACAUCAUUACCGUCACACUCAACAUGGAGAAAUACAACUUUUUGGGUAUCAGUAUUGUUGGUCAGAGUAACGAUCGGGGAGACGGUGGUAUUUACAUCGGCUCCAUCAUGAAAGGCGGAGCAGUGGCUGCUGAUGGGAGGAUAGAACCUGGAGACAUGUUGCUUCAGGUGAAUGACGUAAACUUUGAGAACAUGAGCAAUGAUGACGCCGUGAGGAUCCUCAGAGAGAUUGUCUCAAAGACUGGUCCUAUUAGUCUUACUGUUGCCAAAUGUUGGGACCCAUCUCCAAGAAGCUACUUCACCAUCCCGCGUGCCGAGCCAGUGAGACCCAUUGACCCUGCAGCCUGGAUUUCCCACACCACUGCCCUGACAGGACCUUACCCACACUACGGUAAAACCACCAGCCUCUCUAUCACACAUCCCUACCCUGGUAUUUAUGAUAACCCAAUGGCAUUUCAACUAUUCACUUCUGCUGGUCAGUGUUUUCUCACGCACUUCUCUCACUCCCCAGAGUUUGAUGACUUGCCUCUGUCUGCCAGUAAAACAGACAUGGCAACCAUUGUGAAGGUGAUGCAGCUGCCUGACUCUGGCCUGGAGAUCAGGGACAGGAUGUGGUUGAAGAUCACCAUCGCUAACGCUGUCAUUGGUGCUGACGUGGUGGACUGGCUUUACUCUCGAGUUGAGGGUUUCAAAGAUCGGAGGGAUGCGAGGAAGUAUGCGAGCAGUCUGCUGAAACACGGCUACCUGAGACACACGGUCAACAAGAUCACCUUCUCUGAGCAGUGUUACUACACGUUUGGAGACCUCUGCCAAAAUAUGGCAUCACUCAAUUUAAAUGAGGGAUCCAGCGGUGGAGGUUCUGAGCAGGACACUCUGGCUCCGCUCCCUCCCACCACCAACCCAUGGCCCCUGGGCGGGCAGCCAUUCCCCUACCCUCCCUUUCCCUCCGCGCCCCCCAGCUUCCCUCCAGGAUACUCAGACCCAUGCCACAGUUUCCACAGUGGGAGUGCCGGCAGCCAGCACAGCGAGGGAAGCCGUAGCAGCGGAUCCAACCCCAGCGCAGGCAAAGGCAAACGCUCCUCCCCUCAGGAGAAAGGUCAAAGAACUUGCAGCGAAUCAGAGCCCCACAUCCGCGGAGGAGGGAGGCGCGGCGACAGAUCCGCCAGCCAAAUGAGCCAUCACAGCCACGCCGUCUCCAGUCACAGUCACGCUCGAUCCAACCUCAGCCACAGUCAGUCCCACCGGAGUCACCCUCACUCGCAGAACAGCCACCCCUCCUUCACCUACAGCCACGCCCCCUUCACACAGACGGGCCCCGGCUCGUGCGCCCACAGCGAGCGGAGCCACGCCUCCUCCUACGGCCCCCCCGGCUUGCCUCCCCCUUAUUGUCUGGCCCGUCUGGCCCCAAAGACCUCGGUCAGCAGCAGCACACCCCCAGGAGCCCCUCCUGGGAGAGAGUUAGCCUCCGUUCCUCCUGAGCUCACCGCCAGUCGGCAGUCUUUUCAGCACGCCAUGGGCAAUCCCUGUGAGUUCUUUGUUGACAUCAUGUGACAGGACAGUGCCUUUAAAACUCAUGGAGCACAAAAAAACAAGAAAAACAUCUCCUUUUUCUUCUCCGUCUUUUGCCUCCAAAAUUCAGAAUGUAGACCCGGACUGGCCCUCCACCCUUUCCCUGCAUUCUCCCUCUCCUUCAUAAGAAAAACAGGCAGCAAAGCACAACAUGAGUGGUCAUCUCACAUACAUGCAGGGGUCCUCUUUGGCUGAAAAUCCCUCUUUUGUAUUGACGUGACGUGUACAGUUUGUGAAAAGUGAGUGCUAUUCGGUGUGGUGAUUCUUUAAAGCUGCCGCGUAGACAUUUCUCGGGAGACCGCACUCUGUCUCUUUUUUUUUUCUUUCUUCUGCAAGACCUUUAAGCUGGCUGGGCCCUGGAUCUCAAUCCCCCAGACCCAGACCGACUUCUACAGCCCGCACUUAGGAACACUUCUCUGGGUCUGGAGCUUGGAGUUGAUCUCCAGACUCAUGUGUGCUGAUUAAAUUUAGCACAUUACGCCAAACCUCUUGCCCCGUCAAGGCUUAUUUAAGCUCUUACCUGCCAACUGCUAAAACUUUGAUCAGUCCACUAUUUGUGGAUUCCUUUGACUUCAUGAGGGAAGCUCUGUAGGCAGCCGACAGUCUAACUAGGCUGCGUAUUGCAUGACUGUCUCAACUGCUUUAAAGAGAAGAAAUGUUAUUAUUACUUUUUGUUUAAAGUAUUACCCUUAUUAGGGGAAAGGGGAUUCCCUCUUGCCAAUGUCCUAAAGGAAGAAUCCGUACACUGGAUGAUUUUUGUGAUGUUAUUUAUGUGAUCAUAUUGCAUUGAUGGUGUCAUACUUUGUCUACGAUGACUUACUGACAGACAAUCAGACAUCACCCUUUGUGAAUCAGUGGCCGAGUCUCCACUGUCCUAUCUGUGCUUUGUCGAAUGUAUCAUUACUCCUGUCAGUGAUGAAACCCUGACGUUCAUAACACAAUCUGAAAAGAAAACUCACAAACAGGAUUGCAAACAGUGGAAAAACACCACGGCUGUAUUAGCAAAUAAAAGGUUGACACGAGAUUGAAGGUAUAAUAUGCGACUUUUGAUGAAGUGGAUUUAGCACGUUCAAAGGUAGUAGGGCCACUGUAAACAAAUAAAGACAUAAAAAGGGUCUAGUAAUUUUGGAGAAAAAGGCCCAGUUUUGGGUUUAAAAGUCAAAAAUUUUGCAUUUAUAAACUUGGAAAUUUCAAGUUUUUGAAGUCAUGAAUUUAUUACUUUAGAAAGUCGUGAUUUUAUGACAAACAAAACUCCAAACACUGGUUGGAUCAGAAUCCUCUCCUGGGUGCGGUCAGUUUGUUGUUUUCUUUUUAAUAGCCUCAUUUUGACAAGUCUCUUCAAAGACUAGAUGCUGAUAAUAAUGUGAUGAUUCUAGGCUAAAUCAUAAAUUUGUCCUUACUGCUCAGUAGCAGUUAAACAAUAAUAUUUUAUAAGUCUUUCAGCUGCAACAGAUUCAUUUCUUCUGGUAUGGUCUCAACUUCAAAUCUCAAAAAAUGCUAACAUUUAAAAUAGUUUUUUCUUGUUAGUGUGCCACAUCUAAAAGUCCCAUUUUUUUCUGUAAAAUGGAUAAAUUUAAGAUAAAAAAAAAAAAAAUUUUCUUGUGAAAUUAUGACA